Messenger RNA from Larimichthys crocea (large yellow croaker), 2692 nucleotides. Its product is annotated as poly(rC)-binding protein 3. Gene Ontology annotation, molecular function: RNA binding. NCBI's taxonomy places the organism in Eukaryota, Metazoa, Chordata, Actinopteri, Sciaenidae. The transcript is spliced from 13 exons. Bases 504 to 1805 code for a protein of 433 amino acids. The record is from RefSeq and is a predicted model, not a curated record.
UAGCCUCAGAGCAACAUUGGUUAACAAAGCUUCUCUUCUGUGUCUCUGUGUGUGUUUCUGAUGACUGCAAAAGACUAGACCUUCAUGAUUUCUCUGUUGUGGUGGCUGUUACUGUAGCCCGCUCUAUCUGCACUGGAGAGUGUCCAGCCAAAAAGACUCUUUGCCCUGCCCUCCGGCCUCUUCUGCCUGUGGAUCUCCGUGCGGAGGAACGCCUCUUUGGUGACUGUGACAGGGAGAAUUAGGCAAGAGAUGCGGGUUCACUUGCCCUGGGUAAGGGCUUAUCUUGGGCUAAGCUGAGGGACUAAUAGCAAAGCCAGCCUCCGCUCCAGCCGGUCUGAGGGCACAGGGAACCAUCUGUCCACUCUGUGGAUAACUGACAACAAAGGGGGCAAACACUGAGGACGAACAAAUUAAAGGCUGUUCAUUUAGGAUACCAGAAAUAAAGACGAGGAGGAAGUAUCUUUUAUAUAAGAGUGCUUGCUCUAAAGCUCAAAACACACAGAAUGUCUGACAAGGAAGAAAUGGCUUCAGAUGGGAGUCUGAAUGUUACACUGACACUGAGGCUGCUGAUGCAUGGAAAGGAAGUUGGCAGCAUAAUUGGGAAGAAAGGAGAAACAGUAAAGAAGAUGAGGGAGGAGAGUGGUGCUCGUAUCAACAUAUCAGAGGGAUCAUCUCCCGAGAGAAUAGUUACUAUCACGGGACCUACAGAAGGCAUCUUCAGAGCUUUCUCCAUGAUCGCACAGAAGUUUGAGGAGGAUAUUACCGCAGCAAUGACAAACAGCAACGUGACAAGCAAGCCACCUGUGACACUUCGCCUGGUUUUCCCAGGGAGCCAGUGUGGCUCACUGAUUGGCAAAGGAGGCUCAAAGAUCAAAGAGAUCAGAGAGACCACAGGCGCUCAGGUUCAGGUGGCAGGAGACAUGCUGCCGGACUCUACAGAGAGGGCUGUCACAAUCUCCGGCACUCCACAGGCCAUUACUCAGUGUGUAAGACACAUCUGCUCCGUCAUGCUGGAGUCUCCACCAAAAGGAGCGACUAUUCCCUACCGUCCUAAGGCCAUACCUGCUGGAGCACAUGCAGUAUUAGCACCACAACACUCUGCACAAGCCUUUGCAAUUCCAGGACAGUAUGCUUUUGCACAUCAAGAUUUGACCAAGCUUCACCAGUUGGCUAUGCAGCAUAUCCCCCUCCCUUCCCUUGGGCAGAGCAACCCUACCUUCCCUGGGUUGGAUGCAUCUGCCCCCACAAGUUCACAAGAGCUGGCAAUACCUAAUGAUUUUAUUGGCUGCAUAAUUGGAAGACAAGGCAGCAAGAUCAAUGAGAUUCGCCAGGUCUCUGGAGCUCACAUCAAAAUUGCCAGUGCCACUGAUGGCUCAGCCAUGCGCCAAGUCACGAUCACAGGCUCGCCAGCCAGCAUCAGUGUGGCCCAGUACCUCAUCAAUGCCAGCUUAGAGAUGGCUAAAUACACCAUGCAGGCCGCUUCCUCUGCGACCCCAGUUGACCUCAACAUGAGCUUCUCCCAGUCCGUCCCCACUGCCUCCACCGCUGCUACCUCUAUGGCCGUCCUGGCGGCCACCCCAACCCCCACCACCAUUAACGUCCACUCUCCCUCCACUUUAUCAACCAUCCAAAACCCACACUACGCCAUCCCCGUUUCUAGCCUGCUUGGCAUGAAAGGUCUCCCUGUACUGGCUGUCCACCCAGCAGCCGCUUCCAGCCUAGCACAGGGUUUAUCCCCUUACACCGCAAAAAUGCCAACCUCUGGCAUCAAAAAAUCUGAGCGGCAGAAGUUUGCUCCUUAUUGAUGUCUGCUUUUCAAGUCUAGUCUGUGAAGCCGACUGGUGAGACAUUAUUAAAUGAUGAGAAAUUGUUUUAAAUUGGGAAUACAGGCAUAAAAAUAGCUUACACCAGUGUGUGUAAGUUUUGCCAGCGUAGCACUUCCAUAAAUCAGGAGAAAAUUGACUAACUGAAUUCUACUGAUACUACUAUACAGGUUAGUAUCAAAACAUGUCCUCAUUAAUUAAAACAGGCAGCAGAGGUGCAUAUUAACUCAGUAUUAUCUUAAGGACAUGAAUAACAAUUAAUGUAGGUAACUCAGGCUUGUAUUAUUAUCCCAGGAAAAGAUUUUUUUCAGAUGGAUUCAUGUUACAGAGCUUUAUAUGAAGAUUUACUCCAGGAGAGGUAUUUUCCACGAUGCAAAUAUUGACUUUUUUUUAUCUGUGUAACUAGUUUACAGUCAGUUUUUGUUAGAUAAUGCAAACUAGUAUCAUAAGACAUGGUGUUGGUUGGCAGCAGGCUGUUAAUAAAAUGUUAGAAGUCAGUGUGAUAAGUAUUUUUUUAACAAGGAUUGCUUCACUCUACUAUAGGCUCUCAUCAGUGCUAAAAGGCUUGGGUGUCCUGUAGUAGCAUUGCACUGUAGCGGUUCUGAUGGGAUUAUCCUAAAGCCAGUGGAUCCUAGUGGAUUUCACUCUGCACAGUAAUCCUGUAAGGCGGGAAUGGUGUAACCAACUCAUUUAUUCUUUCUGUACGUUAGCUUGUUUCUUGUUUAUUCUUCAACCUAAAUGAAUGGAAUGCUUCAACUUCAGUGCUGAGCAAUUAUUGUAAUAAAUGUUUUAUUCAUGUGUUACUGGUGGGUCUACCCUCAAACAAUGCAGAUUUGUAAUAUUUGUUGAUGAAAUGACUUUGAAAUAAA